Haliotis rubra (blacklip abalone) is the source of this 1125-nucleotide messenger RNA. Its product is annotated as extensin-like. Lineage: Eukaryota; Metazoa; Mollusca; Gastropoda; Lepetellida; Haliotidae. The record is from RefSeq and is a predicted model, not a curated record. Bases 1 to 1125 code for a protein of 374 amino acids. The transcript has a single exon.
AUGCAUAGGGUGGAGGGUGGAGUAGAGGGUUGUCGCCCUCCCCUCCAACCUCCCCUCCUCUUCACCCUCAUCAUACCACACCUCUCCUCCGCUCCACCCUCUACUCCAAACUCCCCUCCUCUCCAUCCUCAUCAUACCUCACCUCUCCUCCGCUCCACCCUCUACUCCAACUUCCCCUCCUCUCCACCCUCAUCAUACCACACCUCUCCUCCCUCCAACCUCUACUCCAACCUCCCCUCCUCUCCACCCUCAUCAUACCACACCUCUCCUCCGCUCCAACCCUCUACUCAAAACUCCCCUCCUCUCCACCCUCAUCAUACCACACCUCUCCUCCGCUCCACCCUCUACUCAAAACUCCCCUCCUCUCCACCCUCAUCAUACCACACCUCUCCUCCGCUCCACCCUCUACUCCAACCUCCUCCUCUCUCCACCCUCAUCAUACCACACCUCUCCUCCGCUCCACCCUCUACUCCAACCUCCCUCCUCUCCACCCUCAUCAUACCACACCUCUCCUCCGCUCCACCCUCUACUCCAACCUCUCCCUCCCCCAUCCCUCAUCAUACCACACCUCUCCCCCGCUCCACCCUCUACUCCAACCUCCCUCCUCUUCACCCCUCAUCAUACCACACCUCUCCUCCGCUCCACCCUCUACUCCAACCUCCCUCCUCUUCACCCUCAUCAUACCACACCUCUCCCCCGCUCCAACCUCUACUCCAAACUCCCUCCUCUUCACCCUCAUCAUACCCACCUCUCCCCCGCUCCAACCUCUACUCCAAACUCCCUCCUCUCCACCCUCAUCAUACCACACCUCUCCUGCGCUCCACCCUCUACUCCAACCUCCCUCCUCUUCACCCCCUCAUUAUACACACCUCCCUCUCCCCUGCUCCAGCCUCUACUCCAAACUCCCCUCCUCUCCACCCUCAUCAUACCACACUUCUCCCCCGCUCCAACCUCUACUCCAAACUCCCCUCCUCUCCACCCUCAUCAUACCACACCUCUCCUCCGCUCCAACCUCUACUCCAAACUCCCCUCCUCUCCACCCUCAUCAUACCACACCCCUCCCCCGCUCCACCCUCUACUCCAAACUCCCCUCCUCUCCACCCUCAUCAUACCACACCUCACUGA